CAGUUAUUCAGACAGUUUUGUUUAACCCAAUCAACAUGAAGGCUUUCUUUGCUCUGGUGCUUCUGGCCAUCGCCGCCUCUUCCCAGGCAGGUCGCACCCUCGACCGCUGCUCCUUGGCCCGUGAGAUGGCCAACCUGGGAGUCCCUCGUGACCAGCUGGACAAGUGGACCUGCAUUGCCCAGCACGAGAGCGACUACCGCACCUGGGUGGUGGGACCUGCCAACUCCGACGGCUCCAACGACUACGGCAUCUUCCAGAUCAACGAUCUGUACUGGUGCCAGGCCGAUGGACGCUUCUCCUACAACGAGUGCGGUCUCAGCUGCAAUGCCCUGUUGACCGACGACAUCACCAACUCCGUCCGUUGUGCCCAGAAGGUGCUUAGUCAGCAGGGAUGGUCCGCCUGGGCCGUGUGGCACUACUGCAGCGGAUGGUUGCCGUCCAUCGAUGAGUGCUUCUAAUCCGA
This is a messenger RNA of Drosophila teissieri, 463 nucleotides long. RefSeq names its product lysozyme S. The coding region runs from base 36 to 458 and encodes 140 amino acids. The record is from RefSeq and is a predicted model, not a curated record. The transcript has a single exon. Gene Ontology annotation, molecular function: lysozyme activity. Lineage: Eukaryota; Metazoa; Arthropoda; Insecta; Diptera; Drosophilidae.